Molecule: messenger RNA, 1303 nt
Organism: Cydia amplana
Lineage: Eukaryota; Metazoa; Arthropoda; Insecta; Lepidoptera; Tortricidae
Product: 3-ketoacyl-CoA thiolase, mitochondrial-like
Exons: 8
Coding region: 46-1248 (400 amino acids)
Cellular component (GO): mitochondrion
Molecular function (GO): acyltransferase activity, transferring groups other than amino-acyl groups
Source: RefSeq, a predicted model, not a curated record
UUAUCAUAGUCCGCCCGGACCGGCUUGAGCACACACGUGUACGAAAUGGCAGUGGCAAUCAACAGAGGUAUCUUCAUCGUAGGGGCGAAGCGUACGCCCUUCGGCCGCUAUGGCGGUAAACUGCGAGAUGUUCAUCCAUCAGACCUACUGGCGACUGCUGCCAAAGACGCCUUCAAAGCGAGCGGCGUCGCACCAGCCAUCGUCGACACUGUCAACAUCGGACAAGUUAAUGUGCUAAGUGGUUCUUCAGACGGAGGUUUAACACCUCGCCACGCCGCUCUAAAGUCCGGGGUCCCGCAAGAUAAGCCAGCACUCGGUGUUAACAGGCUCUGUGGCUCAGGCUUCCAGGCUAUCGUCAACAGUGCACAGGACAUCAUAACAGGCGCAGCGCAGGUCUCUCUUUCCGGCGGCACAGAGAUCAUGUCUGGCGUCCCCUUCGUCGUUCGCAACGUUCGCUUCGGCACAGCCUUAGGCCAAAGAAUAGACUUCGAAGACUCGCUACAAAGGGGCUCGUUGGACACACAGUGUAACCUCACCAUGCCUGAAACGGCAGAGAAUUUAGCUGAGCGGUACAAGCUUCAGCGAAGUGAGGUUGAUGCCUUCGCACUGCAGUCGCAACAGAGAUGGAAGGCUGCCUUCGACAACGGCGUCUUUAACGAAGAAAUGUCCCCUGUGACGGUGAAGGUCAAGAAACAGGAUGUGGUCGUGUCUGUUGAUGAGCAUCCUCGGCCGCAGACCACGACUGAAGACCUGGCGAGACUACCUGUGUUGUUCCGCAAGGGGGGUGUGGUCACAGCAGGGAAUUCCUCGGGUGUGAACGACGGAGCCGGCGCCAUCAUCCUAGCCAAUGAAGAAGCGGUCUUCAAGCACAGCCUAAAGCCUAUAGCUCGUCUGCUCGGCUGGUCUUUCGUUGGUGUGGACCCCAGCGUCAUGGGCAUUGGCCCUGUGCCGGCCAUCCAGAGUCUGCUGGCUGUUAACAAGCUCAGCUUGAAGGACAUUGAUCUCAUUGAGAUCAACGAGGCAUUCGCAGCACAAACCUUGGCCUGCGUUAAGGAGCUGGGCAUAGACCAGAGCAAACUGAACGUGAACGGGGGCGCCGUGGCGCUUGGGCACCCCGUCGGCGCCUCGGGCGUCAGGAUCACUGCGCAUCUAGCUUACGAACUGAGGCGCCGUGGACUAAAGAGAGGCAUCGGAUCGGCUUGCAUCGGCGGCGGGCAGGGCAUCGCUUUAUUAGUAGAAACUGUUUAAAAUAGUUUAAACAAAUUAUUAUUAUUUUAUAUGUAAAUAUUGAUUUCACAUUGGC